This is a messenger RNA of Larimichthys crocea (large yellow croaker), 3475 nucleotides long. It is a transcript of the gene anks3, whose product is annotated as ankyrin repeat and sterile alpha motif domain containing 3. Gene Ontology annotation, cellular component: cilium. Gene Ontology annotation, molecular function: protein binding. The record is from RefSeq and is a predicted model, not a curated record. Bases 328 to 2268 code for a protein of 646 amino acids. NCBI's taxonomy places the organism in Eukaryota, Metazoa, Chordata, Actinopteri, Sciaenidae. The transcript has 16 exons.
AAACACGAGCACAAUUGAGUGUGACACCCAAAACAAAAAACUUUGAGCCGCUGAGAAAACAAAGUAACGCUGACUUUAACCUGCUCGCUGGACGUUUUCAACUCGUGACACUCGGCUGUGUUGUGAAAUAUCAGCUAGUUUAGGUCGUCGUUGGACAGUUUGAACUAUUAAUUGUGUUUAUAGUUUGUUUGGGAGGUCUGUGUUGAGGGAAAAGUUCACAGUGGACUGAGCUAACGUCCUGCUAACUCAAAGAAAACAGAUUGGAGGCACAGCCAGCAGACAGACUCGUCAACACAAGCCUUAAAGUGUCUGGAGAGGAGUUAGAAAAUGUCCGAGCUCAGUGAUGAGGCCAGUGAGUCUGAGCAGCUGGGUGCCAGCCUGUCCCUGUGGCUGGGUGACACCCUGCUGCGACCCGAGGAGCUGGAUGUCCCUCUGGACCUCCACACCGCCUGCUCCAUCGGCCAGUACGACGUGGUGGCAGAGUGCAUCAAAAAACGUGAGGUGGACCUGAAUGGCAAGAACAUUGGAGGAUGGACCCCUCUGAUGUAUGCAGCUUACAUCGGGCAUGACAACAUUGCAAAUCUCCUGCUGGAGGCUGGUGUGAAUGUAAAUGCAACCACUGCCAAAGGAUUGACCCCCCUGAUGCUGGCAGCGAGCUGCGGGAAUGAAAGCAUUGCAUACUUUCUCCUUCAGCAAGGUGCAGAGUUGGAGCUGAAGGACUCUCGAGGCUGGACCGCUCUGUUUCACUGCACCAGCACAGGCCACCAGCAGAUGGUGAAGUUCCUGCUGGAUAACAACGCCGAUACCAAUGUCAAGGAGCCAGGCUCUGGUUUCACUCCCCUGAUGGAGGCUGCUGCUUCUGGACAUGAAAUCAUUGUUCAGAACCUGCUUGAUCAUAAAGUUAAAGUCGACGACCGCAACGCUAAAGGAGAGACGGCCCGUGCCCUAGCCAUGUUGUAUGGCUACACCAAGAUCGCCAGCCUCAUUGACUCACGUUCGCCAAGGAUCAAACCAGGACAUUUCGAAGACUUGAGCUCGUCUGAGGACUCUGACAGCGCACCCCCGAGGAUAAGGCCGAGUCGAAACCGAACUAAAGGCGUUAGCAUCCAUGAUGGGCCCCAGGCCAUCGCCAAGUUCCGAGUAGGAGGCACCAGCAAACUGUGUGAGCCUCCUGCAGUGCCGCCAGGCUACAUGACAUUUCGUAAUAUUGGUGAGCAGAGUGAGGGCAUCUGCUACCGUGACGUGACCUCACCCAUCAACGAGCUGGACGGCCAGAGCAACAGCAGCAGAGAUGACAGUCCAUUCUUUGACAAUGACAUGCCCACCAUGAGGAGCAGCAGCAGCAGCAGCGAAGGCCUGCCUCAUGUGAUGGGCCUCAACUGGGAAGGCUCAGUGGAGAGUAAUGAGGACUCUGACCAGUGCAAAAAGAGCAGCUCCCGCAGAGUCAACAAGGGUUAUCACUCAAAGGGAAAGAGUCGCCACGGAAGCAACGACACAGCUCACUCCAGUGGCGCGGUGAACUGUGCGAUGCGUUCAAACAUUAGUCUUCCACCGUCAUACACUGGUCCAAAGGAUCUGGCAGAGUUCUUGGAACAAAUUGGCUUCUCCAAGUAUCUCCCCUUACUUGAGAAGGAAGACAUUGACCUGCGGAUAUUUCUCACCCUGACUGAAAACGAUCUCAAAGAAAUAGGGAUCACAUUGUUUGGACCCAAGCGUAAGAUGACCUCGGCUAUUGCGAGGUGGCACAGCAGUGCUCGACCACCCAGCGACAAUCUGGAACAGGCUUACGCCGACCAGCUUGAGGCUGAGAUGCAGGAGAUGGCCAUUCAGCUACACAAGCGCUGUGAGGAAGCGGAGAGCCUGCAGAGCCAGGUGUCUCAGGAGAAGGAGCUGCGUACCGUGAUGGAGGGAUGUCUUAUGGAGGACAAGAUGGCAUGGAGGAGGGUCCAUGCUGAGCUGGUGGAGAACCACCGGCUGGCUCAGGACAUGAGUGCCACAGUGGCACAGUCCAGGGCCUGCUGCACCGAACUGCUCGCCUGUUUUACUACUGAUAGGAACAGCAGCUCUUAUACUGGCGGGGAAGAUAAAACAGAAGGUGGAGCUGGUGGUAAAGCUGGAGAGGGCCUGACACACGCCAGUGUCAUGGAGCUAAUAAAGAAGCUGAAUUCUCAUGAAGAACAGCUGGCAGGAACCCUGGAAACCGUGCUUCAGAGUCUGCGGCGACUGAGUGCCCCUGAAAAAGUCUCAGAUAGCUGGGAGCGACCUUAAUCUUAACAGAUGCUUUUACCAAUAUUCGACGGAGGGUGAUCUGACCACCCUGAACAAUCUCACUGAAAUGGGAGAAUGCCAAAGACGAGGCCGGCCCUGCCGGACCAGAGUGGCUCGGGGGAGUCAAGCAGCUGAUUCGCUGCUCCUCUGAGAUUGGCUGACGGACCAGAGCUCGCCAGAUGUGGAUAAGGCCAAGGGCAACGGCAGCUACUGCAGGGAGAUGACAAACAGGCAGGAAGGGUGUCUCGCCCUCAUACGCUUGUGCUGGUGUUUACUGGACUCCUGUAGUUUGGUUUGUGAAAAUACACAGAGAGGGGGAGGAGGGACUGAUCGUGGAUCAGAUACUCUAACACUGUGAAACGCGUUUCUUAAAAACAGAACUCUCUUCUGAUAUGAAAUGUGGUUUAAAUUAUGUCCAUGCCACCUACGAAGAGGUAUGUUUCAUAAAAGUAGGAGUAGUUAAAAGAAGCUCUGCAGAGCUCGACCUUAUUUGAAUGAAAUCUUAUUUGUAUGCUGUUAAUGUCCUGCUGAAUGAGAAGUGUGUCAGUUAAUCAUUUACAGCAACACAUUACAUUUCAGUCCAUUGUAUUCUCUACAUAUUCAACACUGACUUCUAGUUUUCUAAACGACUGUUUUAAUUUAAAUUUAUUUGAUGGUGCAAUCAGGUGUUAAAGCAACAAAUCUAUUUACCCUCACUGAUUUUACUUCAUAUUUUCAAUCUACAAAGAUAAUUAUGUAACAAAAACACAAAUUUCAUGACAGCUUGAAGAGAAUAUCUGCAAAUUUAUUACAAGUCCCACAGUCGACUAUUUCUGUUAGCAGAGGCGAAAAGCUGAGUGGUUAUAUGCACAUGUGGACAAAAUAAUCCGAACCGUACAUAGAAAAAAAAGAAAAAAAUACUCCUAGAAAAGUAGCAAACAGCAGCAGCAUGGAGCUUUUAGGAGAGACUCCAUGAUCAGUUGUAGAAAAGAUUUCAGAGGUCAUGUGGCAAUAAAAUGUUUCUACAACAUAAAUAACAGUAGAAGGAGCUGUUUUAUUGAAGGAUUUCAACUUCUUUUAGUCUUUUUAUCCAAUAACUGAUCAGGAACUACUUUAUUUUGAAACUUGGUAUCCUAUUAAAUUUAAAAACUGCAAAUGUAUUCAUGACUUUGUGCCAAUUUGUAGUACUGAGAUAAAUUUAGAAUGCAUUAAGUAGAAAUUAAAACAC